AUUAUGGCGACGGCUGAUACGGAUGUGGAAUAUGCUUUUAGAGAACCAUCCAUAUUAUUGCUUACGGCGUCACAAAAUAACGUUAAUAAGUAUGAUGUCCUUCAAGUGAUACGAUCAGUUGUUCGAAGGCAGCAAGUCCUUCUCUCACAUGACGAUGAGUACGAGAACUUCUUUGCAUCCUUCUCCGCACUGUCGGCUCACUUCAUCAUCACAAACUCUUUUCAUAUACCUAAAAGCCAGAUUGGCUGUGCAGCUCAGGCAUGCAAAGUUCUUCUGCAAUACUUUUUACACAAACUGCAACACAUAACGGAUCAGUGUUGUAUUUCACAAAAACAGAUAGUGUCAAUCAUCUAUGGACUAUGUGGUGACUCUGAAUCUCAGGUUCUUUCACGAUCAGAAGUGCCUGUCCUCACAUUAGUUUUGAAGGCCAUCAAAGAUCCUCCUGCAUUUGCAAUUAGGAGUAAUGAAUUCCAAGCUUCAGAGAUGGGUGCAGAAUGA
Uloborus diversus is the source of this 498-nucleotide messenger RNA. Its product is annotated as E3 ubiquitin-protein ligase UBR4-like. The transcript has 5 exons. NCBI's taxonomy places the organism in Eukaryota, Metazoa, Arthropoda, Arachnida, Araneae, Uloboridae. Bases 4 to 498 code for a protein of 164 amino acids. The record is from RefSeq and is a predicted model, not a curated record.